Messenger RNA from Wasmannia auropunctata (little fire ant), 1271 nucleotides. RefSeq names its product malectin-B. The transcript is spliced from 4 exons. The coding region runs from base 336 to 1145 and encodes 269 amino acids. Gene Ontology annotation, cellular component: membrane. Gene Ontology annotation, molecular function: carbohydrate binding. The record is from RefSeq and is a predicted model, not a curated record. Lineage: Eukaryota; Metazoa; Arthropoda; Insecta; Hymenoptera; Formicidae.
CGCGCGCCGCGUACGGCCCGCACGGCGCACAGCUGGACUGCCGCGUUGCGAUGUCUUUCCUGUGAGUGGCGAUAGCGCGGCGUGACAUGUGGGUCCGAUUACGCGCGACGAUAUAAGGCCGACGGGUGGAUUCGUGAUUCCAUGCGAGUCCACGCGAUCCCGGACACGAAGCGUGCCGGACAACAACGACGACGACGGCAGCAACAACAAUAGCAUCAGAAGCAGCAGCAGCAGCAGCAAUAACGGAACCUGCAGGACGAGUUAUGAGCACGUUGUACCAGGGAACGAGUCUAAUCUUAUCGUAGAGCCGCGUAUAUGACACGACUGCUCUGAGAAUGCGGUUGCCAACGGGAAACGAUGACCUCCCGCUGCUCCCGCUGCUCCUGCUCGGCGUGCUCGCCACCGGCUCGCAUUGCCUCGAGGUGAUAUACGCGAUCAACGCCGGCGGCGAGUCGCACACGGACAGCUACGGGAUACACUACGCCCGGGAUCCACUCCUGGGAAAGGUCGGCACGGCCUCCGACUACGGUAAGCAGCUGAUGAUCGGGCGCAUCAGCAACGUGGAUCAGAUACUGUACCAGACCGAGCGCUAUCACCACAACACCUUCGGUUACGACAUCCCGAUCAGCCAGGAUGGGAGCUACGUUAUGAUACUCAAGUUCUGCGAGGUGUACUUCAACUCGCCGAACAUGAAGGUCUUUGACGUCGUGCUGAAUGGCGAUCAUACCGUGGUCACCGAUUUGGACAUCUUCGAGAGAGUCGGCCGAGGAGUCGCGCACGACGAGUACGUGCCGUUCAGGGUGCAGGGUGGAAAAUUGAUAUACAAUGAUGAAGAAUCGGACAUUCUCGCGGGGAAGAUAAGGGUGGAGUUUAUAAAGGGUUAUAGGGACAAUCCGAAAAUAAAUGCCAUAGCUGUUGUGAAAGGUUUUUUGGAUGAUGUACCACAAUUAGGACCGAUACCGCCUGAUCCGGAGGACUAUCACGGUAUGCAGGAAGAGGAAGAGGAGACUACUAUGCGUAGCAGACACACGAGCGGGCCCAGAACACCCGACCCGUACUUGAUAGAUGAUUCGUCUAUUAUGUUUCCUGUUUUCGUAGCCAUCGGCGCUUUUAUCCCAUUAUUGUUCUGUUUAUGUAAAUUAUAAGCGGACAGACGCACACGUGCAUAGGAAUGCCUUGUACUUAACAGUGUUCCCGAUUAUUUAGACUCGCUCAAUCUAUACAGGAGGACGUCUAAAUAGUGUAAAUAAACAAUCAUUCAUCUAAAGCUC